Messenger RNA from Suillus discolor, 537 nucleotides. RefSeq lists its product as uncharacterized. NCBI's taxonomy places the organism in Eukaryota, Fungi, Basidiomycota, Agaricomycetes, Boletales, Suillaceae. The record is from RefSeq and is a predicted model, not a curated record. Bases 90 to 419 code for a protein of 109 amino acids. The transcript is spliced from 6 exons.
GAAGCUCGCGCACUUGCUCUUUGGAUCUAAAGCUUAUAAAUCGACAUCAUAACUUAUCAUAAACGUCCACCCAGUCUACGAGCCAGUCCAUGCACGUACUAUAUACCUUACAUGUGGUCUUGUCGCACACUGCGGUACAACAGACGUCCAAGUACCUUCGAGUUGCGCCGGCCGCGAUCUGGAUACUCGAUUAUUUUUUGACUUUUGAACAUGAAGUCCGCCUGUUCAGCAACAUAAGCUGCUGGAACAUUGUCCCUGUCAUGUUCAUCUUAGCUAGAUAUGUUCCCGUAUUAUGGAUCAUCACCGAAAUAUAUCUGGUCUGCCAGUCACUCUUAGCCCACAUUCAGCAGAAACGGUAUGAACUUUCUGUGAACUUCAUUCAACGUAAUGAUGUUAAUGCCAAGCAACACAGUGCUUGACACUAUAUCGAACUAGUGGGGGUAGGUCUCGUGGUCGCUGGUUCAACGUCAGCUAAUACAUCCUAGCAUUACUCUUUUUUAUUAUGUCCGCCACAGAAGGUCUGCUUCUCGUGCGUAU